UUGGCCUCAACAGGAAGUUUUCGGUGAUGCGUGGAGCUUAAAUGUUAUUCACGUCAGUGAAGUCAUAUAAUACAUGUUAAUUUAACCUUGUCAGAACUUAUCACAGGCAAUUCUAUUUAUACAGUUAAAUUGUUCAACUAGAUGAUUAUUUAAGAAGAAAAUGAGUGAUAUUUUAGUUAAGGCCGUGAUCGGUCUGAUCAGGGCUGUGGUGUUUGUUUACGAUGCUGUUUCUUUUCUACCGUAUUAUAUAAUUUUUGACCCCAAUAGUAAACUGCGACAAUCCCGCCGACAAAAGGCAUGGCCCAUAUCAGAUGAAGACGAACCACCAUGGAGAUCCGUUGAUGUACCUGGCGGGGAAUUAACAACGACUUUAUUUGAAGAAUGUUCCACACUUGAUGAUCUUUUCGUACGAGCUGUUCGGCUAUACAGUACAAGGGAUUGUCUUGGAACAAGGGAGGUAAUCUGUGAAGAGGAUGAAAAACAACCCAACGGUCGAGUUUUUAAAAAGGUGAUAUUAGGAGAUUAUAGCUGGAUAACCUACGAACAAGCAUACACUAGAAUGACAUACUUUGGUAGCGGUUUAUUAGCUUUAGGACAGAAACCACGUUAUAAUAUUGUUAUAUUUGCUGAAACACAGGCAGAAUGGAUGAUAGCAGCACAAGCUUGUUUUAAAUAUAACUUUCCUAUUGUAACACUGUACGCUACACUCGGACAGGAUGCAAUAAUACAUGGAGUGAAUGAAACUGAGGUCACGCAUGUUAUCACCACUAAAGAUUUAGCUUCAAAAUUUAACGGUAUAUUAAAACUGAUGCCGAAGGUAACACAUCUGAUAGUCAUGACAGAAAAUACUAGAUUACCACAAGUUAAAGAAAAACCUGAUCAUGUUAAAGUAUUGUCUAUGAAAGAUGUUGAGUUAAAAGGAGCUGAACCUGAUAAUAUUAACUCUCCAGUAACUAAACCAAGUAGAUCCGAUAUAGCUGUAAUAAUGUAUACCAGUGGUUCAACAGGCUUACCUAAAGGUGUUUUAAUUAGUCAUGGUAAUUUAAUGUCUGGCAUGUCCGGACAGUGUGAACGAAUUCCACAUUUAGGACCACCUGAUAUUUAUAUAGGUUAUUUACCUCUAGCUCAUGUAUUAGAACUCAGCGCUGAGAUAUCGUGUAUAUCACAUGGUGUAUGUAUAGGCAUUUCUGUAAAACCAACAAAUGCUACCAGAAACAUUAGUGUAAUAUUUGAUAGUCAAUUAAACUUAUAG
This is a messenger RNA of Patella vulgata (common limpet), 1252 nucleotides long. RefSeq names its product fatty acid CoA ligase Acsl3. The transcript has 11 exons. The record is from RefSeq and is a predicted model, not a curated record. Gene Ontology annotation, molecular function: long-chain fatty acid-CoA ligase activity. Bases 161 to 1252 code for a protein of 363 amino acids. Lineage: Eukaryota; Metazoa; Mollusca; Gastropoda; Patellidae. Gene Ontology annotation, biological process: long-chain fatty-acyl-CoA metabolic process; neuron differentiation; long-chain fatty acid metabolic process. Gene Ontology annotation, cellular component: plasma membrane; endoplasmic reticulum; lipid droplet.